Messenger RNA from Corticium candelabrum, 894 nucleotides. RefSeq lists its product as uncharacterized. NCBI's taxonomy places the organism in Eukaryota, Metazoa, Porifera, Homoscleromorpha, Homosclerophorida, Plakinidae. The record is from RefSeq and is a predicted model, not a curated record. The transcript has a single exon. Bases 1 to 894 code for a protein of 297 amino acids.
AUGGCUGUCUUCAACCUUAAGGAAACAGACAGAGAUGAGGUCAGGCAGUACCAGACCGGACGCUACAUCAGCAGCAACGAAGCAGUGUGGAGAAUCCUUGGCUUCCCCAUACAUGAACGCCACCCAGCCAUUGAACAUCUUGCAGUUCAUCUGGAGAACGGACAGAGAGUUCACUUCACAGAACGGAAUGCUGCACAGAUGGCACAAGAGCCACCUAAAGACACAACACUCACAGCCUUUUUCAAGCUCUGUCAUGAAGAUGAAUUUGCUCGCAAUCUCUUUUACUGGCAAGUACCACGCUACUAUACCUGGAAUUCCAGUGGCCGGAGGUGGCAAAGGCGAAAAUCAGGUAAAGAGGUCGAGGGUCAUCCAGGCAUCAAGUCUUCUGACGUUCUAGGAAGGGUAUACAGCAUCCAUCCAAACCAGUUUGAGUGCUUUUUCUUGCGCAUGCUUCUCUUCGAGAUCAAGGGUCCGCAGUCAUUUCAACAUCUCCUUACUGUUGCUGGCAAUAUUUGCCCUACUUACAGAGAAGCUUGCAAGAGGAGAGGGUUGCUGGAAGAUGACGCUCACUGGGACAUGACUCUCCAAGAGGCGUCGGGUUCUCAGGUAUCAUGCCAGCUCCGAAGGGUAUUUGCGAUCAUGCUACACAACUGUGACCUUUCUUCCCCUCCAACACUGUGGAUGAAUCAUCUUGAAAGCCUUUCUGAAGACAUCCUCUAUCGUGAUAGACAGCAGAACCGAAACAUGUCCUUCGACUUUGACAGCACCGUCUUCAACCAGGCUCUAAUCUUUAUUGAAGAUGCUGUGAUCUCAUUGGGUGGCAAGGCUCUUGAUGAAUACGGUCUCCCUAAACCAUACAGAAGAAAAGCGAGCAUUCCAAUUGAGAUUAUUUGA